AAGAGUAAUUUCAGACACUUGCCUCUGAAAACAGUUCCAUAGCAUACAGCACAUGGUAUUUUGGAAAGAUAAUUCUAGUGCACUCGGUCUUUGUUUUCCAUGACCCGCAGUAUCACUGUGAAUGAUAAGGAACCCGUAGAUUCUUUGUGGUGGAAUAGAGAGCUAUCGAAAGCCAGUGACAUAAUACUCAUUUCAAUUGGACUUUCAUUUCUUUUCACUGGGGAAUCUCUCCAGAUGAUCUUUUUGCCUCUUUUGUGCGUCUGAUCUGCACUUUAUUAGCUACUUUCCGCGCCACUGAAUCCAAAUUGCGAUGGUGGGGAGACUUUAUCUGUCUUCCAAGCACUCAGACUUGACGCCAAAUCGACUUCUCGCCAGUCUCUUAAGAUCAAACACUCAGUUUGCAAGGUUUGCAAUAAUUUUUAGCAGUGCUAAAUGGAUUACAGUUGCUCCUUGCCAGCAGAUUGUUACAUUUUCGCGGAGGCUCAUUUAAAUGAGACCUCAAACAGACGCGAAGAAUCUUUAGCCAAAUUUUGUAAGUGGAUUGAUGAGAAUCCAGAGCUCAAUGUUGAGAAAGAUGUAGUGCAUUUGCUGUAUUUUCUACGUGGUGCAAAAUUUAAUGUGGAGAAAGCCAAAGACAAAAUAAAGAGAUUUUAUCGCAUACGAGCUGAAAGAUCUGAAUGGUUUACAUCCAGAAACCCAUUUCAUCCAGAAUUGGAUGAGCUCCUGAAGAUUGGCGUAUGCUUCCCUUUGAGAGAACGGGAUGAACACAACCGCUUAGUGGUUAUUAUCAGGACCGGUGCUCACAAUCCCAGACUACAUACUCAGAACAACGUUCUAAAAAUCUGCAAAAUGCUCAUUGACUUAGCCAUUCGCGCAGACGAACGUAUCUCAAUCUACGGAGUGUCUGCGGUUUUGGACAUGACUGGCGUAACCCUUAGUCAUGCCCUACAACUGACUCCAACCCUUAUAAAACGAACAGUGCAAUGUUGGGAAACUUACCCUUGUCGAGCUCGUCGUAUGGAAUUUGUCAAUGCUCCAGCCCAUGUUAACAUAAUCCUGAAUAUUUUCCGGAGCUUUAUGAGUGCCAAGCUGAAAGAUCGAGUUUUCGUCACCAAGGGGCUGCCUAAGAAUAAUGAAAACUUGCCGGUUAACUUGGGAGGACAUGGACCCAGCUAUCAAGAACUUGCAGUUUAUUGGCGGGAUAAAGCCCGAGAAAGUGCAGAAUGGUUUGCAGAAAAUGAACAAUAUAAAAUGACAAUAUAAUUCCAAAGAAUUACUCUC
This is a messenger RNA of Phlebotomus papatasi, 1281 nucleotides long. RefSeq names its product retinol-binding protein pinta (gene pinta). Gene Ontology annotation, molecular function: phosphatidylinositol bisphosphate binding. NCBI's taxonomy places the organism in Eukaryota, Metazoa, Arthropoda, Insecta, Diptera, Psychodidae. The coding region runs from base 433 to 1263 and encodes 276 amino acids. Gene Ontology annotation, cellular component: membrane. The record is from RefSeq and is a predicted model, not a curated record. The transcript is spliced from 2 exons.